Molecule: messenger RNA, 802 nt
Organism: Glycine soja
Lineage: Eukaryota; Viridiplantae; Streptophyta; Magnoliopsida; Fabales; Fabaceae
Exons: 1
Coding region: 66-686 (206 amino acids)
Source: RefSeq, a predicted model, not a curated record
UCUUCCCAAUAUUAAUUCUACAGGGUAGCCUACCUUGGUACCUUUGAACCCAAAACUUGAGCCUAAUGGAUCCUACACAAAUGAAGAAGAUUCAAGCCAUGAACAGGUACAAGAAGCGCCAAUUUCUGGAUAAUUUGUAUUUCUAUUUCUUGAGUGCCCUAACUUGCAGUGUGUUCUGUUGUGUCACUCUCUGCUUUCCCUAUCUAUGUUCUCUUCUCCGGGUCUUUUUCAUGGUGCACAUCUCAAGUUUAAUACCACUCUUAUUGAGCUCAAAGCUCUUAUUUAUCAUAGGCAACCUCAUAAUUUUCUUCCUUCUAGUAAACUCCAGAAUCCUUUCCUCGGAUUCCUCUUCAAGUACUUGUGUUGUUUACUAUGAUGAGUACAUUCAGAGCUGUCAAACUAUGAAACCUCAGAUUCCAAGCCCUGAGGUCAACGAGAGUAAAACAUUAUUGGAGAAACAUGUUGGGGAAAAUGAGGACGUGAACAGUGUGGACUUUAAGGGCAAAUGGGGGAUUGAGAAAGCUACAGAAGAAUCCAAAGAGGAGGAGAAUCUAGAUGGAGGAUAUAAACAAAGUUUGAUUCCUUCUUCUUCUUAUGAAUUGAACAAAAGGGCUGAUGAUUUCGUUGCAAGAGUCAAUAGGCAAAGGAGGCUUGAACUUAGCCUUCUGCAUUAUGAUAGUUACUAAGGAGCUCUGCAGUGUAGGAAAAAUCUUUUGUUCUCAAGUAUAUUAUUUUCAUCAGAAAUUAUUUGAGAAGUUUUAUAUUUAUUGAAAUCCCUAAUAAACAGUAUAUUUACAGCUAA